Messenger RNA from Pestalotiopsis fici W106-1, 585 nucleotides. RefSeq lists its product as uncharacterized. The transcript has a single exon. Lineage: Eukaryota; Fungi; Ascomycota; Sordariomycetes; Amphisphaeriales; Sporocadaceae. Bases 1 to 585 code for a protein of 194 amino acids. The record is from RefSeq and is a predicted model, not a curated record.
AUGUACGACUUCACUUCCCCAUCGUAUGACUAUGUCGACUGCAUCUUCUCGUGGCGAGACAAGACCGACUGCGAUUGUGGUGUCUUGACGCGAAUGCGCCACAUGAAGGUCCUCAACAGAUACAAGAGCGGCCGCUGCGAGAUGCCCGACGUGAUGAGCUUGAAGCUCGAAAUCUUUCUCACCGCCGUCACCCACCUCUUGUCCCAUGACGACUUCAUCCAACAGUACGACCCCGAGAUCCACCUGAUUGCCGGCUCCAAGAAGGCUGGAACGAAGAAGCAGAUUCACUACCUGUGCCUGGACUUUGGCGCAAAGAUACUCGAAUUUCCCUGCCCCCCCUACAACGUCAGUUUCGAGACGAACCUCAAGAACCAUGCCAACAGCUUGCAAUUUGCCUUGUUUGAAGUGGCCAAAUGCGCCAAUCGAUAUGGCGGCGGCAAGGUGGUUCCUCGACUGGCAUGGAUCAUGCAGGGCGUUGGAAAGGACGGACCGUACUGUUACACUUUUCAUCCCCGUCAGCAAGGAGGCGGAUUCCUCGAGCUCGCUCUAUUCGGAGGAGUCUCUCUCAAGAUUGAUAUCAACUAA